Penaeus monodon (black tiger shrimp) is the source of this 1303-nucleotide messenger RNA. RefSeq lists its product as uncharacterized. The record is from RefSeq and is a predicted model, not a curated record. Lineage: Eukaryota; Metazoa; Arthropoda; Malacostraca; Decapoda; Penaeidae. The transcript is spliced from 9 exons. Bases 566 to 1288 code for a protein of 240 amino acids.
CGCAUGGCGUUACCUAGCGUGUGCCUCUCUCUUUCCCCCCCUCGCACGGGCCAGGCUGAGCACGCAGAGGAGCCUGGAGAAGGCCAGCCCCCCCAGCUACUCUUCUAAUGCCGCCCCUUCAUCUUCACAUCCCUACAGGCCGCCCGAACACGUCCUGGCCAAGUUCGACGACUUUCCCCUCAGAAAGACAGCGUCCGAGCCCAACAUCUGCUUGAAGGCGCGACACAAACAGCGCGUGAGCAACGAGCGACGCCCGUCCCCCCUCGUGCGGCGCAAGGACCGGCCUCCGGGACCCAUCAAGAGGCGUCAGACCUACACAGCAGUUGAGAGCGGCUCGACGCCAGACAGCGGGCAGAGUUCCCCGCCCAACGGCCUGCCAGCAUCAAGGUCGUCCUCGGGAUCCACGCCCAUCCACGAGGAGGGCGGCGGGUCCCCCUACGGCCCCCAUGGAGGCGGAGGACAAGGCUCGUGCUCCGACCUCACCCUCUAUUCCUCGCCGUCUCUCCCCAAUAUCUCGCUAGGCCGUCCUCCACAUUCCACGCAACCCGAAGGGGUAAAGCUACCUAUGGUGUCUGAGGCAGACAUGCGUGCUACCCUGACGGCUCACAUAGCAAUGCCUCUCACAGGUCAUGCUGUUGCUCCCAACAUGCCAUAUUACCCAACACUCCCAGUGAUAGAUGGUGAAGGAUACAGUUCGGGAGCAUCCACUGUGGGUCGUCAACAGCUGGUCACAGCCAUGGAUACUAGUCCAGGUGGCGGAAUCAUGAGAGGAGGCAUCUACCACCCCAGUGCUGUCCCUAACAUGAGUGAAGCACAGGUUCGACCUGGCCGGACCCUGCAGAGGCCCUUAGGCAGAACACAUUCGUCCCCACUACCUUUAGGCCAUCCCAUGCUGGCAGCAACACCUCCAACCUUCCUCCCACAUGGCCCACCCUCAGCCCACCAGUAUGACCCCAAGCAUGCCAUAGAGCACCACCAGCAUAAUCUUCUGAAACAGCACAUUCGACAGACAGUAUUGAUACGGAAGGGAAGCAACAACCAUGUGGAGAACGUUGCUGAGGAAACAGAGGCAGCCGUUGCCCAAGCCAUUGCACAUGAAAAAACACCGGAGGAAGAAGAAGAAGAGGCACUGCAUGAGGAGGAACCAGAGGUGAUAGAUCUGACAGAACGCAAGAUAGAGGAGAGCCUGAUAGCCAGGCAACAGCGAGCAGUUUUCCUGCAGCAUCGUGACUCACUAACAGCAAAACCUCCACCUUUACACUCCACAACAGGUGAGGAAUUUCUCUAAUAUUAGUAAUCCUUU